Fopius arisanus is the source of this 3161-nucleotide messenger RNA. It is a transcript of the gene unc-45, whose product is annotated as unc-45 myosin chaperone. The record is from RefSeq and is a predicted model, not a curated record. Lineage: Eukaryota; Metazoa; Arthropoda; Insecta; Hymenoptera; Braconidae. Gene Ontology annotation, cellular component: cytoplasm. Bases 309 to 3140 code for a protein of 943 amino acids. The transcript has 2 exons. Gene Ontology annotation, molecular function: Hsp90 protein binding.
UCAACGUGCCCGAAAAUAAACGUCACUCUAUGGGCGACUGAAUCUCUAUUUUUAUCCUAAAAACCCCAACACUCUAUCUGUAUCGUGAUAUUCAAUACCAUUUCAAGCUCACAAUCACAGGAUUACUAAAGCUUUUUCUCAAAAAUAACCCCCGGCGUGUCUAGCAUAAUCGAGAAUAUUCGUUAAUCCUUUUAAAUGUAACGAGAUCUGUGGAGGUGCUCAGUAACAAUUCGAUAUCGACACGAUAAUUAUUGAAUAUUCUCAGAAGAAUUUUUGUCAUCGAGUUUUGAUUUUUCGUACAAUAAAGAAUGACGAAAUCAACAUUGUCUCCACGAGAAUUGAAAGAAAAGGGUAAUGAGGAGUUUCAGAAGGGUAAUUUCGAUGAGGCCCUCGAAUACUACUCGACGGCCUUGAAAUUGAGUCCAGAGGACACCCCGGAGAAGUCGGUGUUUUACAAAAAUCGAGCUGCAGUACACCUGAAGCAGAAGUCCUACGAUAAAGUGAUCAAGGAUUGCGACGAAUCCCUGAAGAUAACUCCGAAUGACCCAAAGGCGCUCUUCAGAAGGUGUCAGGCUCUGGAAGCCCUGGAACGCUAUGAAGAGGCGUAUCGUGACGCCAGAUACGUGAUAAACGCAGACCCCUCCAACAAAGCGGUCCAGUCCAUUCUCUCGAACCUCUUCGAAAUAGUCCAGGAACGUCACAAGCAGAACUCUCGAACCAGUGCCAAAGUUUCUCAAAUGCUGGAGAUGGCAUUCGACAUGAAAACCGACAAAGAUAAGCGUGAGACCGCUAUGAAUAAUCUUCUGGUGCUCUCUCGAGAGUCAGCCGGUGCUGAGGCGAUGUUCAGGGAGGGAGUGGUAUCAAAAAUCCUGAAACUCCUGAAGCUAGAGGGGAAGAAUGAUGAUAUUGUCAUCGCAGCUGUGCGAGUGAUCGAUGAAUUAUGCAAAAAUAACAUCGAGAGGACAGAAGUGAUAAUCAGGGAGAUUGGAAUACCCUGGCUCCUAGAGAUGAUGAACAGCAGGUCCGAGGAAAGGGUUAAUGCAGCACAGCACUGCAUGCAGACAGUGCUAAACAGCUACAGUGGCUUGGAGAACAAGCCUGAAGCGAAGCCGGAUAAAGAGCUCUGUGAGAAGUAUAAAUCUGAGAUCGACACGAUUUUAUCGUGCCUUGUCUUCAUUACGACGAAUAGAACACUGUCAGGGCUGGCCAGGGACGCAGUUGUCGAGUUGAUCAUGAGAAAUAUUCACCACAAUGCCCUCAACUGGGCUGCGAGGCUCGUGGAGAUCAGGGGACUUCAACGAUUGAUGGAAGUAGCCAGUGAACUCGAAGAGUACAAGUAUGAAUCCGCGAUGAAUAUUACACCAUCUACGAGGACCGUGACUAGUGUCUGUCUGGCUAGGAUUUACGAGAACAUGUGGUACGAUCAGUUGAAGCAGAAGUUCAGUGAGGCGAUUGAUGAAUACAUCAAGGAUAAACUGCUAUCCCCAGACAUUGAGUCGAAGGUUCGAGUCACUGUGGCCAUUACUACAUUGUUGCUGGGGCCCCUGGACGUGGGAAACUCCAUCGUUGCCAGGGAUGGCAUUCUCCAGAUGAUUCUCGUGAUGGCUGAUACUGAUGACAUCCUCCAGCAGAAGGUCGCCUGCGAGUGUAUAAUCGCAGCUGCUUCGAAGAAGGAUAAGGCCACGACGAUUAUUAAUCAGGGGGUGAACAUUCUGAAGAAGUUGUAUCAAUCGAAGGACGAUGCCAUCAGGGUGAGGGCACUCGUUGGUUUGUGCAAACUGGGGUCAUCUGGGGGUACUGACGCUACGAUCAGACCUUUUGCUGAUGGUGCCACUAAGAAACUGGCAGAGGCCUGCAGACGCUUCCUCAUCAAUCCCAAGAAAGACAAGGAUAUGCGGAAAUGGGCGGUGGAGGGUCUUUCCUAUCUAACUUUCGACGCUGAGGUCAAGGAAAAACUCGUGGAGGACCAGCAGGCCAUCAAGGCGAUGAUAGAACUAGCAAAAACUGGAGACAAAUCUGUUCUCUAUGGGGUUGUGACGACCCUGGUGAACGUUUGCAAUGCCUACGACAAACAGGAGAUGAUUCCUGAAAUGGUGGAGCUGGCGAAAUUCGCGAAGCAUCACAUUCCCGAGGAACACGAGCUCGACGACCCAGACUUCAUCAAUAGACGUCUGGUGUUGUUGGCGAAGGCUGGGGUGACGAGUGCCCUCGUAGCUCUGGCCAAGACUGACAGUCAGAACAGCAAGGAGCUCAUUUCCAGGGUGUUCAAUGCCAUUUGUAGUCAGCAGGAGGUCAGGGGGAUUGUGGUGCAGCAGGGAGGGGCCAAGGCUCUCCUACCUCUGGCCCUCGAUGGCACUGACAAGGGGAAGAAACAAGCCUCGCAGGCACUCGCCAGGCUGGGGAUCACUAUUAACCCUGAAGUGGCUUUCCCUGGUCAGAGAAUCAUGGAGGUGAUACGACCUCUUCUCAAUUUAUUGAAUCCCGAGUGCUCGGCUCUUGAGAACUUCGAAGCCCUCAUGGCCCUCUGCAACAUCGCUGGAGUCAAUGACCCCAUCAGGAAGCACAUCCUCAAAGAGGGGGGAUUCCCCAAGAUCGAGGCGUACAUGUUCGAGCAGCAUGAGAUGCUCCAGAGAGCUGCCACUCAGGUCAUUAAUAAUCUCGUCAUGUGUGAGGAUACCAUCAAAUAUUUUGAGGGUGAUAAUGACAGAAUCAAGUAUCUGGUCAUCCUCUCUGAGGAUGAGGAUGUGGAUACCAGUCUUGCUGCGUCUGGGGCUCUCGCUAUGAUCACCUCGAUGAGCAUCAAGGCUUGUAAUAAAAUAUUUGACUCGAAGAAUUGGCUUGAGACUCUCAGGUUCCUCUUGGGUAAUCCCAAUCCUGAGAUCCAACACAGGGGCGUCGUCAUUGUAGUUAAUAUGAUCAGCAGUGCCAAAGAAAUUGCUACGAAGGUCAUUGUCACGGAUAUUAUGGAAAUAUUGAUGGCUAUUACCAAGAGUGAGGAUGUGAAGAAUCCUAAGGUAAAGGAAAUCGCUCAGGGGGCCUUGGAGGCUGCUGCCAAGUGGGAACUCAUUGAGAAACAACCGGAGGAACGGGGUGAUGUGCAGAGGGUGGAGAAUGAGGGAGGAGUGGACUCGGUCGAGUGAGAAGUUGAUGUGUGCCUUCCA